AUAAUGCCGUAAACGCAACUCGUUAAUUCUCGAAGCGGCACGAGCGACAUAAAUAAUACGACGUAAUUGUUUCAGAGCCCGCUCCUCACAUAGUCUUGUGAAAAUCUCCUCCUCGUCCUUUAGGUAAUAGCAAAAGCUAAGACUGGUUUACUCUCUAUCAGAGAGAAUAGCAUGUUGCGCAAAAUGGAAAUAUUUUGGACCGAAUUGAUCAUAACGACUUUGAUUUCUUUGAGCGUAACUGCGAUAUCAGAAGAGUUUAAGAUUUUCAGGAUACGUCCGGAUGGAGAAGAUGGGUGGUUAGACGGUAGAGAUGGGUUUAUCAUUCCUUCAUCGCAGUGUCAAAGUGGACACAUGACAAAUUGUCGUCAAUUCCGCGCCGAUUUAAAGACGCCUAUUGUCGAUCGAUGCGCUUGUGUAUGCCCACGUGAUAGAGCGACGUUUUUAUUCCAUAAUGGUAAAUGGGAAUGCUUGGACAACAGUCAAGUCCGAAGAUUGUUUGGAUUUCGCAAGCCCCCGUUCGUCACUUUCGACGGAGAACCAGCUACCAGUCCGUUAGGGAUGGUUAACGACACCGACAGUAGAAGAUUGAGUUUGUCAAAUGUGCAGAACUGCAAAGUAGACUCUGCAAAUUCCUGGUCUCUUGGAUGCUACGGUCCUGCAGCACAAUUUAGAAACAAGCCCCCGUUUACAGUCGAACAUGGAUCGGAUGUUACUGAUUUUCCAUUCUUUCUUUCGGUUGGUGUCAAUGGCGUGUCCAAUAAAUCUGAGUUCAAGGGAAAGAUUAUCAAGUUGGGUAUCUUAUGUAACACCCACACUAGCAUAGUGAGGUCGCUGCUGUUCAAGUAUGAAGGAAAUAUCAAUUGUAACAGCACACCACCCACUCUUCCACCUCCACCCACGACUGAACCACCGAGUACCACCACGAAUACACAGCCACCACUUCAACCAACAAAACUUACAGUCAGCAAGGUAGCCAACAUUUCUGGAGGGCGACCGACCGAUCCCGAGGGUCCACCGACCGAUCCCAAGGGUCCACCGAGAAGAGACCAGGAGCGGGAUACACAUGAUGGACCCUCAGUGGGUCUCAUCGCAGCAUUCAUCGUAUCUGUUCUCUUACUUACGAUUGUGAUUGGUUUCUCGUAUCUUGGAUCCCGUCAUUUCAGAAAGAAGCCUCAGUUGAGACCAAAAAAUGGAGGGAAAGAAGACGCAGAAACAGCAAGGCAUCGAACCAGUUCCGCAUAUGAAGCAGAUGAUGAGAACGGAUACAAGGCGCUUGGAAUAAGAGGGCCUCCAAUUUACACAUCAAACUAUCAAUCGCCGAAUCCUAAUAAGGCUCCACAUACAACUAUUGGUGACCUCGGUGGAAGACGUGUAUAUGCUUCCUCAAGCACGGCUGAGGAACACAAUAUGCAUGACCACGGAGGUAAAAAGACAUCAGUACCCACUUUGGACACUAAAGAUGUAGUCUACAAGGACCCUGAUUUGGACCCUAAUCUCAGGAGAGAACAGAGUGGUCCUGUUAGAAUAAAUCAACUCGUAUACAAUCGUAUGGAGGACCUAAAGGCAAGGAGAGGAAAUAACAUGGACCCAGAUUCUGGUCUUGAACAAGAUCCGGACUACAAGGACCCUGAUUACAGGGAUCCUGACUACAGGGACCCUGACUUGGACCCCGAUCUCAGGGACAAAAAGAGAGGUCCUGUUAGUGUAAAUCAACUUGUAUACAGUUGUGUGGAAGAGCUUAAAGUCGCGGUAGCGAAAGGACAUAAACACGAUGACGAAAAUGAUGCUCAACGAGAGCAUCAUGGCUUGGAUGGACGUAGUCUUAAUCACUCAGCGAGACCCAGUCAAAAUGGUACCACGCCUCGAGAUGGUAGCGAUGAACUUUACCGUAAUCUUUCAGCGAAACCUAGUCAAAAUGGUACCACGUCCCAAAAUGGUCGUGUUUUGAGUAAACGCUAUUUUGAUCGUUCUUCGAGAGCCAGCGAAUAUGGUUCCAUGUCCAGGGAUGGUCAUCACAAUGGUUUGGAUGGAUAUCAUCUUGAUCGUGUUGCAAGACCCAGUAAAUACGGUUCCAUGUCUUCGGAUAAGAAAGUCUACAAUUACACUUUAGAAAAGUAUCUUCCACCACCAGUUCUACAUGAACUUGAAGAUUAUGAAACGAUGCACCCACAAGUCUCCAGUGCAUUAGAAGAGGAUGAAGAGGAGGAAUCCAGACAAAAUGGCCAUACUUAUGACGCAGCUUACGGCACCACAAAGUUCUAAGAAGCUGUGAUUUCAAUGACCAAUCAGAGCAAAAAAAAGCAUCACAAGAAGCCAAUAAAAAAAUUCAAUAAAAAAGCAAGGUUACCACCGAAUACCCUGUUCACGCGAGCUACAGACAGAGCCGUAAUUGGUGUAACUCUUGAAUCGGAUUAGUUGAGAAGAUGGUGCGAGUUUUGUCUAGACCAAUCAAUGUGAGACCAUUGUAAUCCUAGAUCACAAUCGUUGGCAAUUUGAAAAUUGUGCUUUUGAUCUCAAUCGACCAAAUGGCGGAUAGAUGGCCAGACAAUUACAAGUCAACAACGUAACUAUAUUAUUAUUGUCUCAGUAGGUUUGUACUGAAAGAGAUUAUCUAUAGCGUCGAGUGAAAGUUUCAUAACCUUAAAAGAUAUCCCAUCUUGAUAACCAUAGUCAAUCCAGUUGAGAUUUUUUUUUUGCUUCGAAAGAAUCUAAUUGUCAUGCGAAGUCAGUUUUGUGGUUUUUUUAGUAGGAGGAGGACUAAAGAAAAGUAUGUCAGUCAGUCGGUUUACUUCAUUUGCUUCAGUCUUCGUGUGUGUUAAAAGUUCUUUCUUGAGUCCGUACCAGAAAUAGUUCAAGUAUACAUUGAAACAAAGUCUUUUUUACAGCGUGGAAUUCUAUGAAUUCUCGGUUUGCAUUUAUCUCAUUGAGAAGUGUAUUAGUUUUAUCAUAAUGUUCGCAUGCUUCAUAUUGAAGUUAUUCAAUA
Messenger RNA from Pocillopora verrucosa, 2983 nucleotides. RefSeq lists its product as uncharacterized. NCBI's taxonomy places the organism in Eukaryota, Metazoa, Cnidaria, Anthozoa, Scleractinia, Pocilloporidae. The record is from RefSeq and is a predicted model, not a curated record.